This is a messenger RNA of Lachancea nothofagi CBS 11611, 783 nucleotides long. Lineage: Eukaryota; Fungi; Ascomycota; Saccharomycetes; Saccharomycetales; Saccharomycetaceae. The record is from the annotation of a GenBank genome assembly.
AUGAGAUCCGUUAAAUGUGUGAUUGUUGGCGAUGGCGCCGUUGGUAAAACCUCGCUGCUCAUCUCAUACACCACCAACACUUUCCCGCAAGACUACAUUCCCACCGUCUUCGACAACUACACCACGACGAUCGCCCUGAAUGACGGCAAGUCGUUCGAGCCUCAAGUAUUCAGAUUGAACUUGUGGGAUACGGCAGGUCAAGAGGAAUACGACCGUCUCAGACCGCUUUCCUACCCACAAACUGACAUUUUCUUACUUUGCUUCAGCGUUAAUGAGCCUAACUCCUUUGAAAACGUGAGAGAUAAGUGGUUCCCUGAGAUCAGACACAACACGAACUACGAGAAUUUGGAACUAUUCCGUUGUUGCGGCAAGUACCCUAUACUGCUAGUCGGCACUAAGUCCGACUUAAGAGAUGACGAGCACGAACAAGAUCGUCUCACAGAAGUCAACUCUGAUUUUGUCUCAAGAGCCGAAAUCGAUCAGUGUGUUGCCAAAUGUGGCCUCAUGGGCUAUGUGGAGUGUUCCGCGGCUACCCAGGUAGGUGUUGCUGAGGUUUUUGAACGCGCAGUACAGUGCGUUGUAAUCGAGCCCGAAAAGCUAUUGAGUCAAAGUAAACAGAGCAAUAACCUGAGCCACGACCGCUCACUGGAUGUGCAAUCUGGCUCGCAAGCUAAUGGGGGCGCUGGCGUCGGCGGAUCGAGCCCAAGCACCAAUUGGAAUGGUUCGGGCUCGAAUCCAAUGAAGAAGAGAAAAAAGAAGUCUCAGAAGUGUAGCAUACUGUAA